AUGAGGACUGGUGCGCCUGCUAGGGUGGGGACUCGCAUGUCUACUAGGCCGACUGAGGAGCCGGCCACUCUUGGGUGUUCUGCCUGCUCCCCGCUCUGCUCCCCUGUUGCUGCUGCUGGACCGACUGAGGAGCCGGCCACUCUUGGGUGUUCUGCCUACUGCCUGCUCUGCUCCCCUGCUGUUGCUGCUGCUGGGCCGACUGAGGAGUGGGCCAUUCAUUCGUGUUCUGCCUGCUGCCUGCUCUGCUCCCCUGCUGCUGCUGCUGUACUGACUGAGGGGCAGGCCAUUCCUUGCUGCAUGCGAAUAGCAGCAGCAGAGGCACCACCGCCUGCCGCCGCCACCACGGCUGCUGCCGCUGCAAUCGCAGCGUACCCCGCCUCUCUCCCUCCCCCCUCCUCUCCCUCUGUGCUGCUUCCCUCUCCCUCUGUCUCUCCCUCUGUCUCUCCCUCUGUCUCUUCCUCUGUCUCUGCCUCUUCUUGUGACGAGCCCUGUUCUCCUCCCUCCCCUGUGUCCUGCUCUCUGCUACUCUCUUCCUUCAGAGGCACCACACUUAUCGAUCCAUCCUCCUCCUCUUCCUCCUCCUCUUCCUCCUCCUCCUCCUCCUCCUCUUCCUCCUCCUCCUCCUCCUCCUCCUCCUCCUCCUCCUCCUCCUCCUCCUCCUCCUCCUCCUCCUCCUCCUCCUCCUCCUCCUCUUCUUCCUCCUCUGUCACUUCCUCCUCUUCCUCCCCUUCACCUUCUGUUCCCUCCUCUGUUUCUUCCUCUUCCUCCUCUUCCUCCCCUUCCCCCUCCGUUUCCUCCUCUGUUUCUUCCUCUUCCUCCUCUUCCUCCCCUUCCCCCUCCGUUCCCUCCUCUGUUUCUUCCUCUUCCUCCUCCUCCUCUUCUCCCCCUUCCCCCUCUGUUCCCUCCUCUGUUUCUUCCUCUUCCUCUUCCUCCUCUUCCUCCCCUUCCCCCUCUGUUCCCUCCUCUGUUUCCUCCUCCUCCUCCUCCUCCUCCUCCCCCUCUUCCUCCUCUCCCUCCGUCUCCCCCUCCGUCUCUCCCUCUGUCUCUCCCUCCGUCUCCCCCUCCGUCUCUCCCUCUGUCUCCCCCUCUGUCUCCCCCUCUGUCUCCCCCUCCGUCUCCUCCUCCGUCUCCCCCUCCGUCUCCUCCUCUGUCUCUCCCUCCGUCUCCCCCUCCGUCUCUCCCUCGCCCUCUCCCGCCCCACCCGCCCCAGCACCUGGAACGCCAUCAUAA
Molecule: messenger RNA, 1230 nt
Organism: Closterium sp. Naga37s-1
Lineage: Eukaryota; Viridiplantae; Streptophyta; Zygnematophyceae; Desmidiales; Closteriaceae
Source: the annotation of a GenBank genome assembly